AUGGGCAGUUGUUGUUGCAAGUCAAAGGAGGUUGAAGAAGAAAUUUCUAGAAAAAUAUCUGUGGUAGGAAACGGUGAAGUGGGCAAGACGUGCCUAAUCAAACGUUACCUGACGGACGAGUUCGACGAAGACACACCACAUUCAUAUAUCCCAUCAGCCCUGCAGGUGGAUGAAAAAGUCGAGGAGUUAAAGAAUGGCAAAAAGGUACAUCUGUUUAUUUAUGACCUUGGUGGCCGGGACACAUUCAAACAUUUGACCCGGAUGAACUAUCCUCGCUCUGAUGCUGCCUUGAUUUGUUUUGGUAUUGAUGACAAGGAAAGCCUGAAGGCAGUGAAAGAGUACUGGAUCCCAGAAAUGAUCAGAAUCUGCCCUGGUAUACCCAUUCUCCUGGUCGGUCUAAAAAAGGACAAGCGUGACGAAACAAGAACAAUUGAGAACUUUGUCAGGGAGAGUGAUGGCCACAGCCUGGCCAAAAGCAACAAUCUGGUCGGAUAUGUCGAGUGUUCAUCUCUGAAAGGUGAUGGAGUCAAGACUGUGUUUGCAACCAUAGCACGGGAAGCUGCCAAAAGACAGAACACCCAGAAAGCAGCUGAGUCUGUCUAG
Candidula unifasciata is the source of this 603-nucleotide messenger RNA. The record is from the annotation of a GenBank genome assembly. NCBI's taxonomy places the organism in Eukaryota, Metazoa, Mollusca, Gastropoda, Stylommatophora, Geomitridae.